CAGUGAAUGAAGUUAAUAAUUUGUUUCAUCCAUAAGAAAGUAAAAUACUUAAAUAUAAUCGGCAUUAGUGCAAAGCUGUUGUUAAGAGAAAACGCUUUUCCUCCAUUAAAACACCGCAUUGGCAAUAAAAAGAAACUCUUCAAUUGACAUUUUCAAUUAAAACGAAAAUUCAUGUCGAAAAAUUAGUUCCAAAAUUAUUCAAAAUACAGAAAUUUACAAAAUAGAAAACUAUUCGUGACUGUUAUACGAUUUGUGUAACAGAUUUCGUGGAGGUUUGUAAUGUAAUGAGAGAUCGUAUUUUUAUACGAUCUCUACCUAAUUUAUGCCGACUUUGGUCAGAGAACUUAGAAUAAAUAACCUUCUCUGCUUAAGCUAUGGCAGCUCUGUUCAGGUGCAUAUUGACGAAUAUCGCAUAAAGAGCACACACAAAGACGCGAAGUGCCCGUUAAAGCAGAACAAUCAAUAAAGACCGAGGUAAACGUCAAAAUAGUGAAGAAAUUGAAAGAAUGCUGCGUAUUUUUCUGUCGAACGUGGUUUUCAAUUAAGUGUAAAAUCUAGUUGGAAUUAAAUGUAAAAAUACGCACUUAAUUUUAAGAGUGAAUACAAAAUGCGCAAAAAGUGAAAAGAAAUAAAAUAAAGCUAACGAAAAGUGCAUAUAGUUUUUUGUAGUUUCGAUAAAACGAUAAGAAUUGAUAUAUGCAUUGAACAGUUACGGAGCCGUAGUCUGUCUUGCAGACUAAGAACCUUUCAAUAGGCGGCGUAGAAGGAAUCAGAUUUAUAUCAUUGAAAGUGGUGAACCAAUGACGCAGCUAUAAUUAACAAUAGUGAAGCCAUCAGAAAAGAUAAAAUAUACAUAUAAAUAAAAUUGGUACAACUCUCACUUACUCACACCUUUCACAAGUAAAGUCGGUCAGGGUCAUUAAAAAUCGACCUUUCGGCAGGCUUUUAUUGGUGUCUUGAAAUAUAGAAAAAGGUGCAAAUAGAUUCAGUUAUAUCUCAUAUAAAUGGAUAGUAGCCGUAAUUAUGGACGUCUUUCUGCCUCUUUUGUCAUUGGCAGUGGCAGCUGUGGCGGCGGUGUUGGCCCAAGCAGUCGGAAAACCUCAAUGUCUGACAGUCAGCAAAUGUUACCGCUACUCCAACAGUUGACAAAUGGUUCCUUUGGUGUUAUAGUGCCUGACAAGCAUUGCCCACUUUGCUUCCAAGCCAAACGUCAUCAAGAAAGAAUAGAGGGCAUUAAAUGCAAGCCGGUCGCAUGGCGUAUCAGAGAGCGUAUGAGAACUGCGAGUGUGGUGUUAGUGCUAUGCCUUAACAUAGGCGUUGAUCCUCCAGACGUUGUAAAAAUUCAGCCAUGUGCUCGAUUGGAAUGUUGGGUGGACCCUUCAUCGGUGUCGGCGCCGAAAGCUAUGGAAUUGAUUGGAAAUAAUUUGCAAAUACAAUAUGAGCGUUGGCAGCCUCGUGCACGUUAUAAGAAAUGUCAUGACCCUACCGCUGAAGAUGUAAAGAAGUUAUGCACUUCAUUGCGACGCAACGCAAAGGGUGAACGUAUACUCUUCCACUACAAUGGACACGGCGUACCGAAGCCAACGGCGAAUGGUGAAAUUUGGGUUUUUAAUAAGACAUUUACACAAUACAUACCUUUGAGCAUAUUCGAGUUGCAAAGUUGGAUGGGCGCACCCUCUAUUUACGUAUACGAUUGUUCGAAUGCUGGUAUAAUCAUAAAUUCAUUCCAGCAAUUCGCUGAACAGCAUGAAAAAGAUUUAGAGAAAUCUAGUCAACGGGUCGGCGCUGGACAGCCGCAAUCCCUGCUGACUCCAUUGGUGAGCUAUAAAAAUUGUAUACAUUUGGCAGCGUGCUCUGUCAAUGAGAUACUACCAAUGAAUGCCAAUCUUCCUGCGGAUCUUUUCACUUCUUGUCUAACCACGCCCAUCAUCAUUGCUCUCAAGUGGUACACAAUGCAAGAAAAAUUUGAAUUAGUGCCACACAUUCAUAGCGAUCAAGUCGAUAAAAUACCCGGAAAGGUGAAUGACCGUCGCACAAUGAUGGGCGAGCUAAAUUGGAUUUUUACUGCAAUCACUGACACCAUUGCAUGGAACACUUUGCCGCGCGAUCUUUUUCAGCGCUUAUUCCGGCAAGAUUUACUUGUCGCCAGUUUAUUCCGCAACUUUUUACUUGCGGAACGCAUUUUACGCUCCCACGAUUGCACGCCAGUAUCGCAUCCAGCGUUACCGCCCUGUUUCCGUCACCAUAUGUGGUCUGCCUGGGAUUUAGUUGUUGAUUAUGCAUUGCAACAAUUGCCAGAAAUAUUAGAGAAAGGUGCACCAUAUCGCCAACUACCAUUUUUCGAACAACAAUUAACAGCCUUCCAAGUUUGGCUAGACCGUGAAUCCGAAUCACGUUCACCGCCCGAGCAGUUACCUAUAGUUUUGCAAGUGUUACUGUCACAGGUGCAUCGCUUACGUGCUUUAGAGCUACUGGCACGCUUCCUCGAUCUCGGUCCGUGGGCAGUAAAUUUAGCGCUAGGUGUGGGCAUCUUUCCUUACGUACUUAAACUCUUGCAAAGCUCAGCUAAGGAAUUGCGCCCAGUGCUUGUCUUCAUAUGGGCCAAAAUACUGGCAGUCGAUCCUAAUUGUCAGGUGGAUUUGGUAAAAGAACAUAAAUACUUCCUAUCUGUACUACAAGAUCCAACAGUUUCAAAAGAACAUCGCACUCUAUCCGCUUUUGUUCUGGCUUGUAUUGUGAAUGAUUUUCUGUUGGGCAAAACCAGCGCUCUGCAGGGUUCUUUGGUGUCCAUAUGUUUGGAACAGUUGAACGAUGAAAGUUGGCUUCUUCGUCAAUGGCUGGCAAUAUGCUUGGGUAUGCUUUGGCAAAACUUUGAAAAGGCACGAUGGUCUGGUGUACGCGAUUUGGCGCACGAAAAGCUCUACCCUCUACUUAAGGAUCCCAUACCAGAAGUGCGGGCUGCUGCCGUCUUUGCAUUAGGCACAUUUAUUAGUUCUGUAACGGAUCGAGAGGAGCAUGCAAAUAAUAUCGAUCGCAUAAUCGCCAUCACUCUUUUAGACACAGUAGGAGAGGAUAUGUCGCCUUUGGUGCGCUUAGAGUUGGCAGCGGCGUUGCAGUGGAUGGUUUUGCUGUUCGAGUCGCAGUUCGUUACAGUUUACAUGCAAGAACAAAUGAGCAGCUCAAAUCCCGCUUUGACACUCGGCGCUACGCCAGUAAUUAGCAGUGAGCGCAGCGCCAGCAUCAGUCAUGGUACGCCUAGUCCAACCAUCGUGCACCACUCGACACACAGCUUGGAACGUCAUGUCUCAAUGCGACGUGGCGCUAGUUCCAGUUCAAUAUCCAAUAUGGUCUCCAGCGCUAUACCGUUUCAUUCAAUAUUUUUACGUUUGUGGCAAGGUAUUUACAAUCUGGGCCAUGACCCAUUCCCAGAGGUGGCGGAAACCGCGCAAAAGAUUAUCUCUUAUGUGCGCGACAAGUCGGUCGAUUUGAUAACCGCCAAAGAGGCUACCAGCGAUAAGUGCAAUUCAAGUGUAAGUCUGCCACCCAGUCCCUCAACUCGUGGCAACUUUUUGAGCGGAGAGUCACCCCCGGUGGGUGGUGGUGUAGGAGGCGUGUCGGGACAUCAAAAUAUUGGCAACUGGGCUAAUAAACUACGCAAUAGUAAGCACUUAUCUGGGAAUGCAAUGAACAACAGCGACCAUCAAAGCAUUUUACAACGCAAAAUGCGCACUACUUCGAUGGGAGACGAAACCGAUAGUUGCGGACCUCUAAACGGCAGCCGCAGUACCGGUGUGUUGGGUGUCGGCCAUGUAGUAAGUGGUGUUGCGAAUUUGACCAUGAAUGCUGUCGGCGGUGGAGGUGGUGGUGAGGGCUCGCGCUCGACACACAGCAGCACGAGCGAAAACAACUACGAGCCAAAAUUCGCACUUAAACCCAUACUACAAACUGAGUUCAUAUCAUGGGCCAUUUCGUACUUUAUGCGACCUGGUAAAAAUCGUUACGCAUCCGCCGAAGGCACGGAGGGACAACAAGUGUUUCCCGCAGACACAAAUUCGCCCGAGCUGCGUUCUCGCCAGUUUCGCUUUCAUCGUAAUGAGUUGAUACGUCGUCAGUCUAAAGAGCAGCACAUACGUGGCAGCCGUAUUGAUACACAGAUAUGCAUGCUGAAGACGCAACACACGCCCGCCAUAGUCAAACUACUGUCAUAUGAGCCACAACUUGCAGUUGCCUACAAGGAGAAGGUGCUAGUUUAUGAUUGGAUGCGUAACUCGGUGCGGUCUUAUGUGCCACAGGCGGGCAGUGGAGCUGCAACCCGCAAUCACGUUGGCGAGUCUAGUGGCGCCUCGUCAUCGCCGUCAGCGCACAUGCAGCACCAUCAGCAACAAUAUUUGCAGCAACAACAACAAAGCCUGACUGCACGCGUCAGUGCAAUUGAAUUUUUGAAUGCACACGACAUUGGCUUGAUACUAGCCGGCCAUGAGGAUGGCGUAGUGCGCGUCUGGCAGCCUGGCACCGACGAUCAACCGGAAUCACAACUAAUCACUGCAUUCGAAGGCAUUCCUGCUAUGAAUGCCGCUUACAAUAGUUCCUACGGCAGUAUCGGUGGCGGCGUGGGUAGUGGAAGUAGUUCCGGCUCGGGUUCAUCUUCGUUAAAGCACCGUCGUGAUUUGAUGCGCACGGGCAUAGUCACCGCAUGGCAGCAAUGUCGCCAACACUUGGUGGUGGGUGGUGGAAACUCUCGCUACCUACGCAUUUGGGAUGUAGAACGUGAGUUGAAACUCUGCGAUAUACCGAUUGGCAGUGAAACGAGUGUACGCGUCUUAGCGCCCUUCUCGUACAACAUGAACAGUAGCAUUGUUGUGGCGGGCUGUGCAGAUGGCAGUGUGCGUCUGUUUGAUAAACGCCAAUCGCCACAAGAAUCGCGUAUAUGCGUCUUUCGUGAACAUGCUGGUGCCAUAUUAUCUGCUUGCAUGAAGGAGAACCAACCGUUGCUGGUAACCGGCUGUGCCAAGGGACGCGUGCGCGUCUUCGACUUGCGCCAGGCAGCUGCUGUGCAGAGCUGGGAAGCGGGCAACGAUGUGGCUGUGAUCGCUAGUCAUCCGUCAACCGAUAUGAUAGCCUGUGGCAGUGCGCAGGGCAUUGCGUUGCAUCAAGAAAACGGGCGUGCGUUGAAUACACUGCGCGGUAAUGAGGGCUUCAUGGGCACCAAAAUAGGCUAUCCGACCUGCUUGUCGUUCCACUCGCAUAAAGCAGCCUUGGCGGUGGGUUGCGUGGACAACACGGUCGUCGUUUACGAACCCUCAGCAGUUUUAUAAACUUUGUAAAAAAUGGCAAACUGAUGUUGACGAUAAUCCAAAGACAUUUGACAAUUCAAAACGUUU
Molecule: messenger RNA, 5381 nt
Organism: Ceratitis capitata (Mediterranean fruit fly)
Lineage: Eukaryota; Metazoa; Arthropoda; Insecta; Diptera; Tephritidae
Gene: raptor
Product: regulatory-associated protein of mTOR-like
Exons: 3
Coding region: 1005-5315 (1436 amino acids)
Biological process (GO): regulation of autophagy; positive regulation of protein serine/threonine kinase activity; cellular response to starvation
Cellular component (GO): cytoplasm; TORC1 complex
Molecular function (GO): protein binding; protein-macromolecule adaptor activity
Source: RefSeq, a predicted model, not a curated record